CAGAGAGAGAGUCGAGAGAGCGAGAGAUGAAAAGUGUAGUGCACGCAGUACACGAAAUCGUGAAAAUAAUGGCAAUUAUUUAGUUUGCACGAAGCGAAAGAAUCGGCAGAAAUAAGCGUCGCUCUGCCCCGCGAAUCGCGAUUCGCAGCCAAUUAAUAUGCUCAGAAAAUUUAUCAUAUAUAUACGACAAAUGAGAUAGUAAAUAGUUUCCUAACCUAUUACCUAUUACUUAACCUAGCUGUGACAGUUUAUCGGAUUGCGGCACGUGUGUAACUUUACCUCGCUUAUUCUGUUUAAAGUUUAAUAUAUGUUUUGUGCCAGUAUUUUGAAAGUAAAUAUAAUUUGAAUAAAAAAACAAAUUCUCCUUUUAAUGCCAUUAUUCCCGCUUGUAAAAUGUUCUGUCGAAAUUUUCGCGCAUCAGUCAAAAACGUCGUAGGUUAUGUUAAUGAGUUGAAUUACUUGACCGUAGCGAAACAAUCCAAGAACGAGCAUUUGCCAUGCAAAUCGCGACUGCGGGUUGGCAGCUUUUGCACGGAGAAACUUCCGAAGAGCGCCAAUGUUUUCGGGGACAUCGCGGGCAGGAAGUUCGAGCGCUUUUCCAUGGACGAGCGCGAGCAGGAGGAGGAGAGGUUCCAGGAUACCGAGGUGCACGUGCCGCGUCGGCUGAAACCCAGCCCGGGCAAGUACGCGCAGAUGAUCAAGUCGUGCAAGGCUAAGGGGGACUUGAAUGCCGCUCUGCAAGUGCUCGACCUGAUCAAGGAGAACCGAGACAAGCCCACGUUGUACCUGUACAAUCUGCUGUUGCACGGUUUCGCCCAGCAGGGCGACGUGAGGCGGUGCUUUGGCCUGUACAACAGGGCGAAGAAGCACGGGCUGCAGCCGAACGCGGCGACCUACACCAGCCUGUUCAACGCCUGCGCCUACGCCAGCGACGACGCGGUGGCACUGGACCAUCUGAACCGGCUGCGACGGUCGCUGUACGAUAGGGGGUUCCCGGUAAACGAGACGCACUACAACGCCAUGAUCAAGGCGUACAGCUGGCACGGCCGGAUCGUCGAGGCCUUCCAACUGGCGGACGAGAUGAGGGACCGGGGUAUCGCCGUCGGUGAUGCCACUUACAACUCCCUGCUGCACGGGGCGAUCUCCGACAGGCAGGCCGGCCUGCGGCACGCCCUGAUCGUGUGGCAUCUGAUGCGCCUGAAGAACAUCAAGGUGACCCUGGCCACGUACAAUCUCCUCCUGAGAGCGAUGAGAGACACCAAUUUGGGCGACUUGAAGCCCGACGAUGUCCUCCUCGCGGGAUUCGACCAGACCAGGAUUUCGGCCGCGGAAGGCGAGAGGCCGGAUCUGCUGGCCUCCCCGCCCGUUUUGGGUACACUUUUACCAUUAACGGGAAACGAGAUGAGCGUUGAGAAAAAACGCGGCGACGCAGCUGUGCAGAAAUCGGUAGGCUUGAACGAUGUGUUCGUCAACAAUCGGCUGAUUCUAUUCGGCGGUCUGGAGGGAUUUCUGAAUCGAAUGUCCAACGACGGUGUUAAACCCGACGCCAAGACCAUCACGCUGCUCCUGGACCUGAUACCGAACACGGUGCCAGCUGAGGAUUUACUCGUCAAAAUCGCGGACGAGAAAGGGAUUGAGCUGGAUAUCGAUUUCUUUAAUAUGCUCAUUAAAAGGCGCAGCAUUCGAUUCGAUUACAAGGCCGCAAAGGAGGUGAUAAACAUAACAGAGAAGAAGAUGCUUUCACCAAACGUAAUGACGUUCGGGGUCUUGGCGCUUGGUUGUCAAGAGUGGGAACACGCCAGAGAGUUCCUGGAAGGAAUAGAGGCUUUCGGCUAUAAACCCAACUCCGUAAUCAUGGGUACUCUCGUCAGUACGGCCUGCCGUAAAAAAAAUUUUGAAUUUUUGUUGUUUGUGAUGAGAUACAUGACGGAGAACUAUAUAAGACCAAAUGAGAAGGCCAUUGCAAUCGUGAAGGAGUUCUCGGAAGGAUUAUCGAAGACAGAGAAACCGACAGGAAAAUACAGACUUCGAAAAGUGAGACGCUUGGAAGAGAACAUCGAAAGAUUCGAACAGCAGUAUCCCAAAUGGCAAAAGAUGAUAAAACAAUAAUUUCAUUACAAGACGAAAUAUCUUUUCUGCAAAAUACAGCCUUUCGAGAAGAAUUUAUGUAUUGUUGUUGGUAUAAUUGAUAUGUUUUGUAAAUAUACACAUACACGAAAUGAAAGGAGAGUAAUAGACGGUAAUAAAUUAGCGAAGGUACGUGGGA
Messenger RNA from Wasmannia auropunctata (little fire ant), 2266 nucleotides. Its product is annotated as pentatricopeptide repeat-containing protein 1, mitochondrial. The record is from RefSeq and is a predicted model, not a curated record. The transcript has 4 exons. Bases 394 to 2109 code for a protein of 571 amino acids. Lineage: Eukaryota; Metazoa; Arthropoda; Insecta; Hymenoptera; Formicidae. Gene Ontology annotation, molecular function: protein binding.